This is a messenger RNA of Mycena indigotica, 3348 nucleotides long. RefSeq lists its product as uncharacterized. The record is from RefSeq and is a predicted model, not a curated record. NCBI's taxonomy places the organism in Eukaryota, Fungi, Basidiomycota, Agaricomycetes, Agaricales, Mycenaceae. The transcript is spliced from 10 exons. Bases 1 to 3348 code for a protein of 1115 amino acids.
AUGUCGCGUGGCGAGGCUUACCUGCCUGUUUCCUUUCCCAAUAUCAUCACACCAGAGGAACAUGCCGCCAACAUCGAACAAAUUUCCUUUUACAAAAGGAAACUCGCAGAGAUGGAGGCAAAGAACGACCAAGGUCUCAAAAAUCACCAACGGCAGUUUUACCAACAACAAGCGCAAGAAGCUGCUUUCCGUUUGAAGCAGCUAGACGAAGGCAUUGUGCCGCCUCCGCCCACUAUCCAUUACGAGCCAAUGCCGACCGCGACGAUCGAAGAAAUUCAUAGUCCAGAUCGCUUUCCCCCUGCGCAACAGAACGGAAACUCAGCUCAAUGGUCAUAUACAAACAAUCCGGCUUUCCCAUCUCAACAACAGUAUCCCUCAACCCCACACACUCCCGCCCCGAACCAACGAAUAGUGCCUCCAGUCCCUCCUCAGCUCACUAAUCCACUACCACCGAAUUAUCCACAACACCAAGUCACGGUAUCUCACGGGCCCUCGAAUGGGAAUCAACUCAGCUACGGCAUCUCCCCAUUUGCAUCCAGCUCUGGACAACAGCGACGAGCAGAGCUGGGGGUCCCUUCAAUGACGAAUGCGCAACAGAAUUCACCAAUACAUGCUGUAUCAAAUGGGAGGCCAACGCCCACGGGAAACGGCGUUAUGAGGGGACCAACUCCGUCAAACGGAGUGGCCUCGCAUUUGAUCCCUACUUCCUCUAAUCUCCCCACUCCCAAUGAUGCGCCUCUGUUACAUAGAUCCGACGGCAUUGCGAAUGGGCAAACGGUACGGAAUGGUGGUCAAGGUGGCCCGCCUCCAGCGGCCCAUGCUGGAGCGACGACAACUGUUGUGAAGGCCCCCGCACAUUUAACACCAGCGAGUGCAUUGAACACUGCACUGCUUCAAUCGCAAGCUUCUUCUAGAUCACAAACGCCAACGAAUGCUAUUGCGAGCGGGUCGAACCCGAAAUUGGUGACCAAGGCUGCAGGACAAGCACCCGGGAGUUCCAAGUCGAGCACGACACAGAAGACAACUGCGCCUUCAUCAUCCCAAUUCACUGUUCAGAAGUUCAAGUUCGACAAAGUACCACAACCCUCAUCGUCGACCGUCCCUCCUGCUGCAUCCAGUGCCAGCAUAUCAACACCCGUCCCCUCCACGUCUCAGCACCUCCCAAAUCUUUCACAGCGAUGGACAAGGCUGCAAACACUUCUGAACCACUGGCAAAAAGCCGUAGCAAGUGAGGCUGUCCUCGACAUUCCCAUGACUAAGCUUCGUGUCAUCAAAAGGGAGGGGGGUUUCCUAUAUUUUUUCAGAACGGCUGGAAUCGUCGGGCAAGGGGUCGGAGAAUGGAUUUCUCCCUCAGAGGUUCCUCAACUAGUUUCGUUGCAAGGCGAAGUCCAGAUCUAUGUGAGUCGUCGGACGGGUUCACAUGUUGUCCUCGCAAAAACAUUGGACCCGACGAUACGAAGUGAAUAUGUUGUUUUGACUAGUCAAGCAUCGAAAAAUGCUCCAGAAGCUCGAUAUCCAACCGACCCUCCCCAAGGAACACCCCGAAGACAACCUUCUAAACCACCACUCCCCCCCGCGUCAUUGCCGCGAACGCCAAAAGAAGUCCCCACCACUUUCCUUGCCCAUGACCUUCUUCGUGCGCUGGGAAAGACAGAAUUAUACAAGGCCGAUGAUGAGUAUGUGCGCUUUGCGAAACGGAGAGCAAUUAUGAGCGCAGGGCAAGGAGCCCCUGUCCCCGGCCCAGCUCAGGGACAGCCAAUCGUAUCGCUCCCAAUGGCUGCGCCAAUUCCGAAGCACGUAAUCCCAGGUACUGCGGUUUUCAACCCUGCUGCGCCUACUCCUCGACCGUUAUCGACGCAAAACCCCUAUCGGCCUGGGCAGGCCCCUGGGUCAAGUUCGCACAUACCAAACCUACCUAAUCGUGUCCCGUUGUUCCUUCCUGACGAUGGAGGCUCAAUUUCGAAGUCUUCUUCACCACUGAUUCCUGUUUUACCCUCGCCACCACCAUCGGGACGACAAAAUAAGGCGUAUGUCUUGAUACCGCCAGCUCCAGAAUGGGUUACGAAGUUCAAGGCAAAGCAGUCUGCCGCCAGAAAGAAAGGGGAGGGCGACGAUACUGAGUCGGAACGUGAGCUGGAGCGAGUUAGGAAGGCAAAGGGGAAAGAAAAGGCCGUACCUAAGCACCCGUUACUUGAUCUGUCGACGCUGAAACAGAAUCGCUCGCGAGGCUGGUAUGACCAUGUACAAAAUGACGAUGAGGCUGCAGCGAUGUCAAGGGCUUUAGACUGUUUGGGGGAGAUCCCUUGUCGAUGGUACGCCUGCGAGUCAGUGUUGAAUUCACUUGGGCAUCUCGUUGCGCAUGUCCUGAAUGAACAUCUCGAGAAACUCACUUGUGCUUGGCACAAUUGUGCCGGCAAGACUUUUGCGAGUUCAGUCGAUUUAGCCAUCCAUCUCGAAAGUCACGUUCUUCGGUCAAUACCAUGCGCUUAUCAGGACUGCAACGAGAUUUUCCGGCGACCUGCUCAGUUGACAGAACAUCAGCGAACGCAUGUUAGGGAGGGCAGGCCACUUCGGCCGGGUACACGUCCACUACGUGUCUUCUCCUCUGAGCCGGGAGUGCUGCCAAAUCAGGUCCCUACGUGGACGUUCUUCUUGCCGUUGUCAGGGUUUGCGACGAGCAUUUCGGCUGAGCGACAUGCGCAAGUGGGUCCAUGGGUACUACGGAGCAUCUGUGCGCCAACUUCGCGUCUGCGUAUCAAGCAGUACAGUGCCACGCAGCGGAUGGGAACCGUUCUGUUGCCCAACUAUGAGUACAUGCACUCUUCGGAGACAGACUAUUCGGCCAGGACAUCGCAGGCUACCAGGUUGCGAGACAAAGAGUUUGCGCCAUUGCCAUCGAAAGAAAUGUCGGUGUUGAUUGAGGAGGGCAAGUUUGUGCUGUGGCCAACAGCGGACCAGCUGGCGGCCAAACGAGAGCUGGAAGAAGAGGAACUUUUGAGGCAACGGCAAGAAGAGGAGGAUGAUGAAGAUCCCAAACCGAGUGAGGAUGAAGAGGCUGUUGAUCAAGAACAAUCGCUAUUAGCCCCGCCUGAAGCUGGGCCGAGUGGGUUGUUGCAAGAUGAGGUGGCAGCAGAGGCCGAGUCUGAGGAGAAUGCUUCUGAUGCCACCGUUUUGGAGGAGUCUAUUGGCACUGAAACGAAGAUGGCUGCCUGGGGACCGAUGGAAGAAGCAGAAGAGGAGACACCUCGAAUUGAGGCAAUAGAAGAGGAUGAUCAGUCAGAUUCUACAGAAGGUCAUGGUGUAGACGAGGAGGACCAGGUUUUGGAUAUGCUUCAGGAUGACGAGUAG